CCUUCGUAGAAGUUUUCUCCUUCCUCUUUUUUUACUUUCUUUGUCAUAGUCAUGAAAAGGAAGCGGCAGAAGUCGUAAAUUUCCUCUGCUGUACUCUAUAGCCCACAGUAAUUCAGGUUGGAGACUUGUUCAUUCGUGUCGGGCAACUCUUUGAGCGGAAUGUUUGGUGAGAUAAGAGGAACGUUUGAAUUAUGUCUUUAGUUAUUAAGCUAACGGUAUACUUGAAACUGAAACGGCUUGACGGUUGGCUCAACUGAACUGUGAAACUUAAAACAUCGGACUUGUGUAAAUUACCGUUAGGAAUCCUCUUUAGGCAUGCUUCCUGUAUUGUUACUAAACUGAAAUGAUCCGGAAAUUUGGCCAUAAUGUUCCAUCAGCUAGCCAUAUUUUGUAAUUUCUCCCUCUGUACAAACCACACCCCUCCACACCUCAGCCAUAGACUGCACACUGACUUCCUGUCUGUUUCUGUGAAGGCUUUCAAUAAAUAUUCAGUUGACUUUCCAAACUCCCCUGCUAGGAUGAAUCAAGAGAAACGGGCAUGUGAAUAGAAUUUCACGCUGGGCUUCUCUCCAACCAGUUUGGAAGAGUGUCCCAAUUCGGAGAAGAUGACUUCAAAAGUGAAGAUACUCCUCCUAAUGUGUGUGGCUGGAGUCUUUGUCUUCAUAAGAGUUUACAACAUACAAUGCUGCACAGGGCAGGAAGAAAGUUUGCCCGUCUGUUCCUGUGACAGCUGUCUAUUGGAAGAGAAGGAUUGGUUUUCGAAACGAUUCCAAAAAUCCAUGGUCCCAUUUUUGUCAGCAAAGUACAGUCUCCCAAUGGACGCUUUCAACUGGUGGAAGCGUUUACAGAUUGAAAAACGCAGCUAUGACGUCUUCAAUAAAACAGUCAAUAGACUGUUUCAGAUGUUCCCACCCAAUCCGGAUAGAUUCACAUCCAACCCUGACCAAUGCAGGACGUGUGCUGUGGUAGGGAAUUCUGGCAACCUGAAGGGAUCCCGUUAUGGUCGUCUGAUAGACUUCCACGAUGUCAUCAUAAGAAUGAACAGCGCUAAAGUUGCAGGCUUUGAAGCAGAUGUCGGCACAAGGACAACGCAUCACGUCAUGUAUCCAGAGAGUGCCAUAGACUUGGCCAACAACACUCAUCUUGUGCUGUUUCCUUUCAAGAUAAUGGAUCUAGAGUGGCUGGAGAAGGCCUUUACCACAGGAUUUCAUGGACGCUCCUAUAUGCCAAUAAGAUCUAAGGUUAAGGCUAACAAGGAUUUGGUGAUGAUUAUCAACCCUGCCUUUAUGAAGUAUGUUCAUGAAAUAUGGUUGAAUAAGAAAGGCGGAUAUUCUUCCACUGGAUUCAUGGCAUUGAUCAUGGCCUUACAUAUCUGUGAUGAGGUCCAUGUGUUUGGUUUUGGAGCUGACAAAGAUGGAAACUGGAGUCAUUACUGGGAACCACUCAGAAACAAAAAAUUAGGAACUGGAUUGCAUCCAGGAACUCAUGAGUAUAACACUGUCCUGCAACUGGCAAGGCAACUUAAAAUCAAGUUUUAUUUGGGGCGGUGAUAUGUCUUGUCAACAAAUAGAGAAUUCAGUUCUUUUAAAUGUAUUUAUUCUCAUUUGAUGGAGGGCUGCAGGGUGGUCCAGUUAGCACUGUUGCCUCACAGUAAGAGUGUGUUGAAUCCCAUGUUGUACAAGCAUUCCUGUGUGGAGUCUGCAAGUGUUCCCUGUACAGUACUGAGUCCUCACAGGGUACUCUGGCCUCCUCCCAUAGACUGUAAAGACAAGUUCAUUGGUUGGAAUAUAAGGAUAAAUUUGUGUCUUUCUUUGGUGUCCAAGUUGUUAUUGACUGGUCACCCACCUGGUCAAUUCUGUCCAUCGUCUAAAAACUUCUACGUUCCAGCCCUUCUCCAUGACCCCCAAUGGGACAAGUGGUAUAGAUGAUGGAUGGAAACCGAUGGACACAGCUGAUCCAACAAAGUAUUCAGAAAAAUCACAAACAACCAUACAACACACAUUCAGAUUCCAACAGAAAUAUUUUUGCCACUUCAUCGUAAGAUAACAGGUGGAGUAGAAUUUAUUUUCUGUGUUGGGUCGUUUGUAGGUAAAGUUGAAUUCAGACCAAAGAUUCACGACCAGAUGAUUUGAAACUUCUUGCAAUGGGACCUCUGUUAAAAAAAAAGCCAGUGAAUUUGUGUGAUUUCAAUUGGGUGAGACGAUGUACAGUUUCCAUAGAAAAUGACCCUAUAAUUAGCUUCCACUUCCACUUUUCAUUCCUGUCCUGAAGCUGUAUAACUCGAUGAUACAAUAUAAAUCAGGACAGUAUGACUAGCUACUGUUCAAAUUCCAUUGCCAAAGAAGUAAUACAUAAAAAGUGAGAUGAUUCUGGCUUUGGAGCCAUCUCUAGAUGCCUUAAUCCAAUACUUGGAGAACUUCACCAGAAAUGCAUUAAUUAUUAUUAAUAUAUUACUCAGUGAUUGUUUCCUACAUAGCCUAUUUUGUAGAACUGUGGGGAUCUACCUUUGAAACAACCUCAAAUUCAAUAGUCAUUCUGCAGAAAUGGGCUAUACAUAUAUCAGUAAGGUCAGUUAUUAUUAUCGUGAUCCACUCUUUCUGAAUGGAGUCUAUGAAGUUUAAUGACUCAUUUUAUUAUAUGCAAACUGUAUGCAAAUGCACUAUCAUGCACAUGUUUAUAUGUUUUCAGUGUGAGUGUGAGCCUUGAAAACCUGUGUGCCUUGUGUUUAUGCAUGCAUAUGUAUGAGGGUUAACUCUCCACUUGCACACGUACAGUGGGCACAUAAAAAAGCCAUUUUUAGGUUUGUAAGUUUGAUUGAUUUACCUGUUUUCUUUCCAUUUCUGGAUGCUGGUAACUUAAUUUGAAAAGAGAGCUGUAGAGGCUUUUCUAAGCAUUUUGCUUCUGUCUGUCUUUUCAGUCACUGCUCAGUUUUUUACUGUUUACUUUGUUUUAAACUGUCUAUACAGUGUGAGCUUGUCUGAUGACUGAAUAAACUUUUAUCACUAUUACUACUAACCUACGCCAAAUCAUGCCAUGAACUUGAGGUCAGUAAUAUCCUAUAUUUCGCCAGUUUUACUUGGUUAUUCUAGGAGCAGCGUCAUUGUUUAGAGGAAUUUGUGUUGCCUUUAAUAAGCAGAAUACAGGGACUGCUAUUUCUUGGUGAUAAUUAGACUGAAUAAGAAAAUAAUAAUUCCCAUGUAAACCCAGAAGCUUUGCACUGUGAGAAAGAGCAUUUAGUCACUUGUUCAAGUAACUUUAAAACCUUGUGUCAAAGACUGGCCUUCUCCAGUAACAAGAUUCUCCAUUAAUCUACUCUGUCCUCAUCCCAAACUCUGUCAUUGCAGCCAGUUGACUCUUAGCAACUGUUUAAAUUCCUCUUCAAGCUCUGAGGCGCUGAUUGAUUGUUGAAAUUGGCAGCUUGACAAACUGUAUUAAAGGAAGCGUAACGUGUUUUUUAAGUACAAUAUCCACACCUUAGAGUAUAGAUGGGCAUAUGUCAUUGUUUCGUUCUUGUAAUGUUUGUAUAACUCUCCUCAGCUCAACUAUCAGGCAAAUGCACUUAUUUGUUACCGUUUCUUUUUACAACUAGAAGAAAAAGAGUGUAAAAUAAUUUGAAAAUCAUGUUUAUUUAUCGUUGUAUAUUCUAUGUAAUGCGUGCUGCAGAAUGCGACUUAUUUUUCUUUAACUCAAGAAGCCUUUACCCUUUUUAUGUGAAUCAAAAUCUGUGCCAAAAUGUUUUUAUUUUUUAAUUUGCCACUGUAAUAAAUGAUUUGCACUGAA
Messenger RNA from Cheilinus undulatus (humphead wrasse), 3780 nucleotides. Its product is annotated as CMP-N-acetylneuraminate-beta-galactosamide-alpha-2,3-sialyltransferase 1-like. The record is from RefSeq and is a predicted model, not a curated record. The coding region runs from base 606 to 1550 and encodes 314 amino acids. Gene Ontology annotation, molecular function: beta-galactoside (CMP) alpha-2,3-sialyltransferase activity. The transcript has 7 exons. NCBI's taxonomy places the organism in Eukaryota, Metazoa, Chordata, Actinopteri, Labriformes, Labridae.